Eriocheir sinensis (Chinese mitten crab) is the source of this 3630-nucleotide messenger RNA. Its product is annotated as protein scarlet-like. NCBI's taxonomy places the organism in Eukaryota, Metazoa, Arthropoda, Malacostraca, Decapoda, Varunidae. The transcript has 15 exons. The coding region runs from base 179 to 2197 and encodes 672 amino acids. The record is from RefSeq and is a predicted model, not a curated record. Gene Ontology annotation, cellular component: plasma membrane. Gene Ontology annotation, molecular function: ATP binding; ATP hydrolysis activity; ABC-type transporter activity.
GUCUCAUGCGGUACGAUAAGUUCUGAGGCAAGGUAACAUCAUAAUUAUGCUUGGUGGUGCAGGGAACCCGAUAACUCAGACACGGAGAGGAACGUGAGAGAGAAAACGCCGAAAGGGACCCUCAUAUCUCUCCUAACCUCGGCGCCAGAGACCAGCCGGGGCGCCUCACAGUAUCGGAAUGUCGCUCCAGAAAGAAGAGGAGAAGAACAAGAACGCGAAAAUUCCUUUAAGCUCAAUACAGAAUGAUGACUACAAGACCUCCCUUGACACCAACGGCUGCUUAUAUAAGCCGGUGCAUCGCGAGGAUCGGCCACUUCUCAACGGGAAAAGGCACGGCUACGGGACCUACGGGAGCCGGGCAGCGCAGGGCGGCGUAAGGCUCUCGUGGCGUGACCUGAGCGUGCACGUGAGGGAGGAGGUGAAGCGCUUCCGAAGAGGGCGUGACGACCAGCGAUCCCCCGCCAAGGAGCUUCUGCAUAACGUGUCUGGCAUCGUAUCACCGGGAAGUCUGACCGCCAUAAUGGGACAAAGCGGGGCCGGGAAGUCCACCCUAAUGAACGCCCUGGCUCACCGAACGGCGCGGGGCAUGGUGGUGAGCGGGGAGGUUCGCGUGAACGGACACUACCUCACCCGUUCCAUCACGCUGCUCUCCGGGUACCUUAAGCAACACAACUUCUUCAUAGGGACUCUGACCGUCACGGAACACCUGACCUUCAUGGCUCGACUCAGGAUGGACCGCCACUGCUCGGCCAGACAGCGAGAGGCGCGCGUGCAGGAGCUACUGACGGAGCUGGGACUCUUGGAGGUGCGGAACACUCGUAUCGGCGCCCCCGGCACCGCCAAGACCCUCUCAGGCGGCGAACGCAGGAGACUCGCCUUCGCCGCAGAGAUCAUCAACGACCCUCAGUUACUCUUCUGCGACGAGCCCACGACAGGCCUGGACUCCUACAACGCCGAGGUUAUAGUGAAGAUCCUGCAGGACAUGGCGGCGCGGGGCAAGACCGUCCUCUGCACCAUCCACCAGCCGUCCUCGGAGAUUUUUACCAUGUUCAACCGGCUGCUGCUCUUGGCCGAGGGGCGUCUGGCGUUCAUGGGAUCCUCCGUGCGAGCCCUCCACUUCUGGGAGAGCCUCGGCCACAAGUGUCCCUCCACGUUCAACCCCGCCGAUCACUUCAUCAGCACGCUCGCCGUCCUCCCCGGCCACGAGAUUCGCUCCCGGGAAAGCAUCCGUCAAAUCUGUGACAACUUCGCCGCGUCCGCUUAUUUCAAGGACAUCGACAUCACCAUCCGACAUUACGACAUCCUUGAGGGCAGCACCAGCUACGAGGAGGAACAUCUCUUUGAAAACAUUCCGGAGAAGCCAGGCUGGAUGGUGGAGUGGUGGUGGCUGUCAAGGAGGUCACUGCUGGAUGCCCGUAGACACGCCAGGUUCCGCACCACCUUCACGCAGAAAAUCGUGUUCUCUCUCUUAGGGGCUCUGUGCUUCUCCAACCUCUCGCUUAACCAGGCCGGCAUCCAAAACAUCCAGGGCCUGCUGUACUUCAUCAUCGCCGAGGCCUGCCACCCGGUGUUCUUCAGCUCGGUGGAUAUGGUCCGCGGGCACCUGCCACUGUUCUUCCAGGAGUACGAGGACGGACUCUACGGCUGCGACACUUACUACUUCUCAUUAAUGGUGACGUUGCUGCCUCGCCUGCUCGUGGAGACUGUUGUGUACUGCGUCCUCACCUACUGGUUGACUGGUCUGCAGCCCUACGCCUACCCCUUCCUCUUGAUGUUUCUGAUCACCCUCUCGGCCAGCCUCACCUCCUCUUCCUGUGCGGUGUUGAUCUCUGUCAUGUUUGAGAAGUUUGACUCCAUCAUAAUGGCUACAGGCGCAAUACAUUUGUUCAAUGUGGUCUGCAGUGGACUCUUUAUCAACCUCGACACCGUGUCAUGGCUCACAGGCGGCCUGAAGUACCUGACGUGGGUGAUGUACGGCCAGGAGAUGCUCACCGUCUCGCAGUGGUCAGACGUCAAAAACAUCACGUGUGAGUUCCCCGAGGGAGUGCCUUGUAUCACCACGGGCGAGGAGGUGAUUGAGAAGUACGCCUACCAGACCUCCGACCUGUACCCUGACUUUGCGUGGCUGUUCCUGGUGUACUGCUUCUACCACACCCUCGGCUUCAUCACACUCUACUCAAGGGCAAGGAGGAAGUAACCGGGACAGGGGACAGAGGUAAGGCGUAGAUACAAGUAGCUACAACAGUGCUCAGACUAACUAGCGACACCUCCACGGCUCAACACGAUGGCUUGGUCACAGGGAGCAGAGGUGUGAGUCUUACCCUCUGUUCAUCCACCUAUAAUCUGAUCAGCUUGACAGGCUCUGCAAGGGAUGGCUGCCUGUGAGAUGUAAAGAUUAAGUUUUCAGGCAGGUAUGUCUCCCUCUUGAAGCUCUGUAACUUAACUUCCCUGGGUUUAAAGGAUACACCAUUAGUAUUGCAGAUCAUUUAUUGAUAAAUAAAUCUAAAGCUGUAUAAUGUUGAUGAGGACACACAACAGUAUUAGUUGACAGCUAAUCUAUGACACAAGUCCAAACUUGUUAUCAUGAAUAACUCUGAAUGGCUGGUUGCUUGUUACUUUGUCGAUGAUACUAAUCCAUGCAUGUGUCAGGCACCAAUUAGAGUAAAUCACAGAUGAUGAACCACUCAGAGUUUGUCAGCUUCCAAGCUACAGAAACGUCCCAACCAUGGCGAGAACGGAAGUAAUUUUGUAUAAAACCUUCGUCAUAAUCACAACGGAACAGAGAUAGCAACACAGAAGAUGUAAUAAAUAGUCUUCCAUUUUUAUGGAAGACUAUUCCAAAAAUUCAACAGCGCUGUCUUGGCCGAGACGUGUGUCCCACCUCAAGACGCCUAUAGAGCCUAUGUAUCCGACCUUGAUCACAACAACAACGAAAAUGUUGCCAUGUAUAUAUAUUUAUAUAUGUAUAUGUAUAUAUUAUGUGGAGCAUAUGUAUGUACAGGUAUUGGUUUACAAUGAGUAACAUAAGGGUGUGCACGACUGGCAGACACACUAACGUAAGACAGGUGCACGUACUGGUCACACACACAAAUAUGCAUAAAAUGGGAGAAUCAUGAAUCACAAGAACAUUUGCUGUUGGAAACCUCAGAGUACAGAAGUGAGGCAAACAGGAGCGUCUCCAGGGCACAGGAGCUCAGGUCCACUCAGGCCAGUCACAGGGAGGAGCCUCCGCCUGAAUGCACCUUGCUGGGCGACUCACAAGAAAUAGUAAUCAUGCUGGCUUUAUCGUGUGUGCAGCCUGGCAUGCAAGACACAUCAUGAGAACAGCAAUAGACAUGAUCCGUGAACACAUGUUGUGACCCCUGACAGCACUGUGAGGGCAGGUGUGUUGUGGCUGGACAGGUUCUGAAUACAUACACUUGCACCUGAUUGUAAGGUAAGCUCAUGAGGGAUACAGCCACAGCCAAGGGACCAUGGUAUUCAGAGCUCUAUACCCCUUUCAUCUCCUCCUCCUUCCAUCUCCAUCCUCUCUUCAUCAUCUCCAUCCCUCCAUAUCUUAAGCUGAACCAGAGUCUUGCCACCUCUCUAUUCUCCUCUAUAACCCUUCAUCUCCAUCCCUCCAUAUCUUAA